This is a messenger RNA of Rhinolophus ferrumequinum (greater horseshoe bat), 6949 nucleotides long. RefSeq names its product transmembrane protein 106B (gene TMEM106B). NCBI's taxonomy places the organism in Eukaryota, Metazoa, Chordata, Mammalia, Chiroptera, Rhinolophidae. The record is from RefSeq and is a predicted model, not a curated record. The transcript has 8 exons. Bases 150 to 977 code for a protein of 275 amino acids. Gene Ontology annotation, cellular component: lysosomal membrane. Gene Ontology annotation, biological process: lysosomal transport; dendrite morphogenesis; lysosome localization.
ACGGGGGAGGCGCUCUGGGUUGUGUUGAUGGAGGUAUUGUGUCACCUCCUCCUACCCGGACCCAGACUCCUGCCAAGGGGCUCCAGGCUGCGGCCCAAACCCCACGCACGGGGUUGAUUCCUGCUCCCCAACAACUUGUGUAGCCAGACAUGGGAAAGUCUUUUUCUCAUUUGCCUUUGCAUACAAAUAAAGAAGAUGCUUACGGUGGAGUCGCAUCAACUGAUAAUAUGAGGAAUGGAUUGGUUAAUAAUGAAGCCCAUAAUGAAGAUGGAAGAAAUGGAGAUGUCUCUCAGUUUCCAUAUGUGGAAUUUACAGGAAGAGAUAGCGUCACUUGCCCCACUUGUCAAGGAACAGGAAGAAUUCCUAGGGGGCAAGAAAACCAGCUGGUGGCAUUGAUUCCAUACAGUGAUCAGAGAUUGAGGCCAAGAAGAACAAAACUGUAUGUGAUGGCUUCUGUGUUUGUCUGUCUGCUGAUUUCUGGAUUGGCUGUGUUUUUCCUUUUCCCUCGCUCUAUUGAUGUGAAAUACAUUGGUGUAAAAUCAGCAUAUGUCAGUUAUGAUUUUCAGAAGCGUACAAUAUAUUUAAAUAUAACGAACACACUAAAUAUAACAAACAAUAACUAUUACUCUGUUGAAGUUGAAAAUAUCACUGCACAAGUUCAAUUUUCAAAAACAGUUAUUGGAAAGUCCCGCUUAAACAACAUAACCAAUAUUGGUCCACUGGAUAUGAAACAAAUUGAUUACACAGUACCGACUAUCAUAGCAGAGGAAAUGAGUUACAUGUUUGAUUUCUGUACACUGCUAACCAUCAAAGUGCAUAACAUAGUACUCAUGAUGCAAGUCACUGUGACAACAACAUACUUUGGACACUCUGAACAGAUAUCCCAGGAGAGGUACCAGUAUGUCGAUUGUGGAAGGAACACAACAUAUCAGUUGGGGCAGUCUGAAUAUCUAAAUGUGCUUCAGCCAAAACAGUAAAAACUGAAAGAUACAGCUGGAGAAGAAAAAAAUACCUAUUGAUAUUUUUUAAACUGAAGGAUAAGGUAUUUACUUCUUGAGAGGAGAUCUUAAAUUGAACAAAACUAAAGUUUACACACCUAUUGUAAGGAUACAACUAAAAGUAUGUGGACUUGCAAGUUAUUGCAACUCUCCACUCUGUGUUCAUAUUUGUACCAGGAUCUUUUACUUGAAUCUGAAUUUAUUGAUUGGUUUUCUUCUCUCCCCACCUCCUAUGCCCAUUCCUCAAAAGGGAGAACUUAGACUUCUCCUACAGGACAAUAAAUCUUCAAAAUUCACAGCUCCAUCACUACUAAAAACAUAAUUUUGGUAAUGAACAUAAUUUGAGAAACUUUAUUUCUUAAUGUUUUUAUAGACUAUUACUGAGAGCCUAUUCUUCAUGAAAGAUUUCUAAGGAAUAACCUUUCUUUCCUGUUUUAUAAAUUCCCAUUGCUACAUGGUUGUAUUUCAGCUACAUGGUAUUUUAUCUUUUAGCUAAACAUUUUUAGUUUUUCAUUUGUUGAAAUUCAACUCAAUAGCAUUUUUUGUCAAUCUUAAUUUCAAGCGAGUGCAGUGUUUGAAUAAUACUUAUAAACCAAAAUAAUCUUUGCAAAAUUCUUCACUUAAAAUUUUUAAAGCCUCUAAAAAGUGUAUUUCACAUGUCUUUCCAUAUUAGUUAUAGUUUUGUGAAAUGGUUGUGUAAUCUUCAAACAUAGUUAAUGUACAAUAUUGUAAAUAAACUGCAUGACUUUUAUAUAGCUUUAAUCAAUGUCAAAGGUAUAGAUGCAAAAUAAAGUAAGUUGCUCAUAAAAAUAAAGAAAACAGGAAAAUGAAAUUCAAAAACCUGUAGAAUGUGAAUAUGAUUCCAUUUACAUAUUGGAUCAGGCAUAAAGUAAAUUUGAAAUAAAAUAUUUUGAUGCUCCACUUUUUUUUAACGUUGCUUUUCAUACUAAAAAAUUGUGAAGACACUUAACUUCUCAACUAUUAAAUAUACAAGUCAUUAAUUUUAUGAAUGUUUUAGAGGAGGAAAUUAUUUCUUUGGCAGAGAUAAUCCAAUAAAUCCUGUAUUAAAUGAUGGUGGCUAUAUCAAAAUAAAACCUGUGUUAUGCUUUUAAAAUUUUAAUCACUUUGCACAUCACAUGGAUUUCAUAUCUUUAUCAAUUAUACUUUUAAAGUUUGUAUUUUGGGUUUGGAUUUUAUUUAAGUUAUUUUCAAUUUCAAUGACUUAUUCGCUUCACUGUUUUAUAUUUUAGUACCAGUUAUCAUUUGGGCUUUCUGCUUUUUCACUUACCUAGGUCUAGGUCCCUUUUACAUACAUACUACUGAGCAUAGGGGCUGAGUAUGAUACCAAAAAAAAGUGGCCUGAGAUUAAUUUCUUUCUGUUCCCUAGUGACAGAAAUCAGGUUCCCCCUAACUUCCUUCCCCCAAAGUGCCUAACUUAGGUCUGAAACAUACCUAUUAUCAGUCUGACUCUCUCAACUGUAAAACAUAAACUGUAUUUAAUUAUUUAGAGCUAAUGAAGCCCUGCUUUCUGCCUUUAAAUACACUCAGGUCUCCCCUUAGCUCCCAAACCAUUUUCUCCAAGUUGUUCUGAGUGAACAUUGUAAAUGGGUGAAGGCACUAACUUCUUUUAUUUAACUUCUUAGUUUUCUCUUAAUCCUUUGCUAACUCGUCCAUCCUUACUAUUAAACUAAAAUCACCCCUUUACAUUUAUUGUGGACUUUCUAGUCAAACCCAAUCUUCAGGUGUUUUUUUUUUAAUGCUAUGUUUUUUGAUUGCUCCCAUUCUUGAAACUAACACUUCUCUAAUGUAUUGAUUCUAUUUGUAUGUUUCAAACCAUUCUCAUUUCAUUUUCCCUCAUUAUUUUUUGCCAUCUUUUAAUGACUAUUAUUUUGACCAUCUUUUUCCUCAAAAUUUCUACUUCUAUGACUACAACAAUCACCUUCCAAAUCCUUUGCAUGCCUGACCUUCACCUAUCUAGUUUCUCAUUUAACUAGUGACCCAGAGAUGACAGUAUUUCAGUGACUCUAUGUAAAAUUCAAAAAUGUUUUCAAAUUUUUAUCAUGUUUUGUUCUCCCCUUGUGCUCAUGUCCCAUUUACUUCAAAAAUUGCCAUGAAUUUCUUCAGAAUCAUCCUUCAGAUAGGCCUCCUUCAAAAAACCAAUCCUGAUUUAUUUUCUUGCUUUUGUAUCUUUUAACCUUGGAAAAUUAUAUAGUGUAAAUUAAAAACAUUUUUCUGUUGGUUUGUGGUUCUGAUAUUCUUUUAGACUGCAUUUAUAGAAUCAACUGAAUGGGAAAAUUUGCUUUUAGUGACUUAGGUUCAAAUAUUUUUGAGUAUUUUUCCUUCAUUCUUUAAACUAAAAAUUCUAUACCUAUUUUCCAUGGAGUUUAAGUCCAAAAAAAUCUAGAAUUUAAAUUAAGUAAAAAAACAAUAGUAGAGAAAGGUCACCUAUGACUACUUUCAGAGAGAGUUAAGUAACCACCAGGAUAAGCCUAAAACAAAGCAUGCUGUAUGUUAAUAAAACUACAAAUACACAUUCAGGUAAAGCAGAAUUAUAGCCAUUUAAAAAAACCUAGAAAGAAUGAAUGAGGCUUUAACUUUUCUUAGGCUGUUGUCCAGUGUAGUUCCUUACAUGGUAAUAAGAUAGGUAUCAAUUCAUUUUUUAAAACUGCUUUCAGACUUAUCCAAAGGACAUAUAAAGAUGUUACAAAUUUUUUUCUGAUGCUUCCAAGAAAAACUUUCCCUUAAAUUAUAUCUUUAAUAGACUGGUCCUCCUAACCAAAUGUAAUACUAUUACAAGCCUCUGUGUGUUGAUAUUACAUGCAUACAGCCCUUUUUUAGACCUUUUUGCCCUUUUUAGACCUUUUUCAUAAGUUUUUAUGUGAUUUCCGAAUAGCCUUGUGAGUCAGACAAAGGAGGAUGAUAGGAUCCUCAUCUUUUAUAAGAGGAAGGAGAGGCAUGAAGAAGUUGAGGGACUUGCUGAAGAUCAUGUAUUUAGUAAAUAGUUUAAUUGAGGCCAGACCUAGUUUUUCUGUCUCUUGUAUCUGUGCUCUAUCAUUUAAAAUAUCCAUUGGAAAGUACUGUUGACACAGGUUAGUACGAUUAAAAAUUAGAGAAGACAUUCACAUAGCUAAUUGUGACAAAAUAAUACUGAUGGACUAAGAUUUUUUUUGGUACCUGAAAUAUUUUAAAUGGGAAAUGAACUCUAAUAAAAUAUUUUGAAGCAUAAUUUAUAGAUUAAUUUUUUUCUGUUACAAUUUAGUACUCUGUGAUCAUUCCAAUAAAGCUCUGACUCUUGUCAUCAGAGUAGACUAUAAAUAAUAGAGAUUAAAGAAUUUGAUCUUUGAAAUGUGACAGUAUGAAAAUACUAAAUACCAGAUAAAUUACUUGAAAUUGCUAAAAUGGUUAUUAUAGUGCAUAACGUAAAUGACUGGUUUUAUGUAUGUGCAGUUUUUCUAUUCCUUUUUUGUUUUUUAGGCCAGUAAGCUAAUUAUUUUCUCUAAAAAUCUAUGACAAGAAAAAAAUUUACUUCAGAUCUUCUGAAUUGUAGUUUGGAAAUGACAUAGUGCAGUGUUAAAAUAGAUAAGAAGUGACUGCCGAAACAACAAAAGUAACCUAGGAGACUUCAAAUGUUAGCCUAGUGAGUCCUUUGUGGUUCUUAGCCUUAUCAUUAUUGCAGUAUAAUUCUGGAUAUUUCAUUGGAGGGCAUGUCCCCAACUCUUGCCCAUAUUAUUUUGUUAGUCUUUUUAAAGUUCCUAAGUAGUUGUUUAUAUAAUGAUUAUAUUUUAUUUAAGAAAAGAGUUUGUUAGCUGCUGGACCCAAACUCAGUCACUGCUAGGUAUAGCUAAUGUUCAUUGAUUACUUACUGUGUCACAUACUGUAAGAAUCUUUUAUGUGCAUUAUCUCACUCCUCAGAACAGUCCUCUAAGGUAGAUACUGUGAUUGCCUCCUAUUUUAUAUCUGAGAAAAUUGAGUUUUAGGGAAGUUAAGAAAUGUGGCUAACCUUAUAAGUAGCAGAUUCGAGAUUCACCCCAAGUCUGUUCGACUCAAGCAUCACUACUCUUACGUUUAGCAUAUUUUCUUUCCAGUCUCUGAAAAUGUAUUAUUUGUAAAAAUAUAGUGGUUGUUGCACUUAAUAUAUAAGAUUUUGAGGUUUUUGAUAACACAGUUGAUCCUAGAACAGCAUGGGGAUGGGCAGUUAGGGGUGCAGACCUCUCACACAGUUGAAAAUCAGCUUAUAAAUAUGGUCCGCUAUCUGCAUAUAGGGAUUCUCAACCAUGAAAUUGACCCUUGAACAACAGGGUUUGAACUGCGCUGGUCAAUUGAAAAACAUCUGUGUAUAAGUAAGCCUGUGCAGGUCAAAUCUGUUCAAUAGUAUUUUCAAAAAUGCUAUUUAGGAUUCUUUGUUAUUUUGUAGAUAUUUGGUAUUAUAAAAAUGUUUAUCUUUGAUUUUUUUUAAAUACUCAUUUGUUAAGAGUUUUUCUUUUACAAGAUGUAAAAUUUUUAAUUUACAUGUCAACCUUUGAUAAGCAGUAUGAAUUGAAUUUCAGGUUAUUAGGUUGUAAGCCAAAGGUUACCGUAAUGUCAUGAUUUUUAGCUCAUAGUGUCUGGAAGCAGCAACUACUUGGCUCAAAUACAACUAAGAAUAAUCAAUUUGAUUUAUUUCAUAAAAUCAUUUUAAAUUAGAUGUUUAUCUUAAAUUAUUUUAAGGAAGAAAUAUGUUUGAGAAGAUGGGGUAAAAAGACAAACAUUAUUUCUUUAAAAAAAUUAUUUUUACAUAAAAAAAUAUAUUUACAAUGUGCUUCAAUCAAAAAUUUUACUUCCAUAUCCCAAAGCUACUUAUUUCAAAGUAAAAAUUUUCACUUGUCAGCUGAAAUUUCUGAUUAGAACUCAUAUUUGUGUAUUUUUGUGCUUAAAAUGUAAAUUUCACAGUGGAUUUUUUUUUUGAAAUUUAUCCUUACUAUGGAUAAAAAGCAAGUGAUACAUUUAUAGUUACUAUUGAGAUUAAAAAUGGUAAUUUCCAUUUUUUUAACUACUAAUAUAAUUGAUUAUGUUUGUAGUUCUUUUUACAUCUGUUUAACAUGGGCUCUAAAUUAAAAAAAAUGUAAUAUGGUCUGUAUUGACCCUAAAAAUAUUUCAUAAACUAACAAAUACAUGGCAAAUUUUUCAUAGCUAUUCUAGAAGGAGAUUGUUCCCUUCUGUUUAAUUACAUUAAAUGAAAUGUGUUUAAGAGAAAUGUUUUCAGCAUAUUUUGUAUACUGAAAAAAAAAAAAAGGAUUAGUAUUGGGCCAAUGGCCAAGAUGUAAUAUUACUACCAUGUAGACUGUUACAGUUCAAAUUAUCCCAUUUCCCCCAGAAUUUUAGAAACUAGAAGUCUGGGAGAUACUGUAUCAGCUGUAGUUGGGUGAUUCUAAGUGCUGUGUAAAUACUAUUCAUCUUCUAAUUGCUUGAGAUGGAACAUAUGCCAACUUGCAAAACAUGCAUAAUUUCAUUAUGUAAUGGUUUGUUUUAGGCAUAAAAUAUCAGCAAACCAUGCCUUCUGUGUUUUGUCUUAUAUUUACUUGUAGAACUAAGAUUUUGGAAAAUGAUUUGAAAUGGUUGCUGAUUUGACCUGCUUGGUCAGAUAUUUGAAUGACGAUGGCAUUACUGGGUAGAUUCUAACCCAUGAUUCUAAUUGUGGAAUAAAGAAUAAUAUAAAACAUGAGACUAUGGGCACUUAUUCUUUGUUUAUAUUAUGUAUUAACCUCUAUCAUAACACACUAGUAAAUUUCCAAGUUGAGCAGUUCUGUAGUUAUACCUAUUGUUGUUCAUGUAACAAAACAUUCUUAUGGUAGUGAAAAUGAAUAGAAGUGCCCCAAAAUGCUAUUUUUAAUUCACUUGUAACUGUUACUCUUGUAAUUGUGUAUGACAAAAUAAAAUUUGUAAAAAUUUUAGCAUGAAAAAUAAAAUUUGUA